AUGUGCGAAAGAAGACAAGGACGGACAACAGAACGCACCCAUCCACAGGCGCCAGGCGAUGGAGGAGCGGCGAUGGCGCUGCUGGGCCUCAAGCUUCGGGGCGUCUACCUCAUCGACCUCGCUUCCGACACUAUCGUUGUUGAGCUGUUCUCUCUCGGCGGCAGCCUGGGCCUCUGCCAUGGCCUUUGCAGCGCGGCGCGUGACGACCAUAGCAAAGUUUUUUCACUGAUCAGGCAGGUAGAAGUGGCGACGGUCAACACAAGCGGACAGUGUCCGGUGAAGGAGAGAGGUAGUGAGGUCGGGAUGGUAGGGGGCUGCCAGCAGCGCCGCUGCUGA
Chondrus crispus (carragheen) is the source of this 336-nucleotide messenger RNA. RefSeq lists its product as hypothetical. The coding region runs from base 1 to 336 and encodes 111 amino acids. The record is from RefSeq and is a predicted model, not a curated record. Lineage: Eukaryota; Rhodophyta; Florideophyceae; Gigartinales; Gigartinaceae. The transcript has a single exon.